GCGGAGCCGAAGUGGCUGUCACUGCCAUUACAUCACCGCGUUGAACGAGGAGACAGGCCUAGAUGACGUCGCGGUCGCCGUCGAACGUGCUGCCGCUGCGUGGCGCUCUGUCCAGGUCCUCCUCGAACGCGGAUAAGGCACCGGAAGCAAGCCCCGUCGACAUCGACACGCUCAUGCUUACCAUCAACAAUGCUGUGGCGAAAAUUGCCUCCAUCCGCGAAUCGUUUGAAGACGGCCGGCCGCCACGGCACUCGUCCACGUCGUCGCGUCGCGGAGGGAGAUCUCGUGUCCAAGCAUCCUCUGCGUCGUCGAGUACAUUCGAUGAAAGUAUACUCCGAUUUUCGAGCAUGGGAUCGUACCAGGACAGCUUGCGGUCGUCGGGGCGAAGCCAAAGCGGUGCGUCGGAUCACACCGACGGUCGACCGCCGUUGCCGAAUGGGGGCAGUCGAAGUCUCGCAUCGAGCUUCACCAGUAGCGCUGCGUCCAGCCCGUCCGUGAUGGACCGACGUAGCUCGAAGAACCACGCGCAAACGUUUCCAGACGACGGCGAAGAGGAUGAAGUUGCUCCUGACCUACCUGCGUCGCGAGCAGCGCCAACGACGAAGCAAAAGCUGCCCUUUCCAUACCAUAAGCUGCAGUCGACGACAUCGAUUGACCUGGACGACAACUUGACGCCGUUCAAGGAACUGCGCUUGGCGCGCCUUCAGGACAUCAAGGUCACGUUCCACAAUGGGUUGCCGCAGGAGUUUUACCAAGCGAUUUGCCGGUUCCUCCAGACGACCGUCGAAAUGAAGCGGAGGUUUUACAAGCUCAAGCAUCUCAAGGAAUGCUUCCUUGGUUGCGACGCAUUCGAUGCGCUGCUCGACCACGGGUUCGCCACCGAUGAGAACGAAGCGCUCCUGAUUGGAAACGUCCUGCUCAAGCUCGACUUGGUUGAGGACAUUAUGGGGCCAUCGUCGCGCAUGAAGAAUCGAAAUGACGGGUUCUACCGAUUCACGGCGGCCGUGGACGCUGGGGCACGUCCCACCGAUAUGCCGCAUCACAACCGCAUCAGCCUCAUGUCGAUGGACGGCAUCGACUUUGCGGACGCGUCGGACCACAUGCAUGCGUUGUUGUCGGAGGAGAGUCUUGCUAUCCUCUCUCGUGUGCUCGCGCGGAUGUUUGACAAGAAGGGCAAGAUCAUGUCGUACAAGGGCCAUGAAGCGUGCUUCGGCGGGUCGGAACUCGUCGCGGCGCUAAAAGAGAUGAAGAUUGCGCUCUCCACGAUUGAUGCCCUUCUUGUGGGUCAGAGCCUGUUUGAGGAGCAGCUGAUCCUCCCCAUCGACCCUGACACGACGGCCUUUCAAUGCAAGUACACCGUGUACCGACUCGCGCACGUGUAGAAGGAUCGACCUUGAUAAGACAUGGAGUAUUUAACGCAUCGGCUUGAACAAGCAUGCGAAAUAACAAUGCGAUGGAUGUGACAUUAGCACGACGACGGAUCGUGCCAAGAGUCUAAUGGGUUGACGAGGUGAGAUGGAUAAUCAACGCGAGGAUGUCGGCACUCCAAGUCGCG
This is a messenger RNA of Aphanomyces invadans, 1555 nucleotides long. RefSeq lists its product as hypothetical. Gene Ontology annotation, biological process: intracellular signal transduction. The transcript has a single exon. Lineage: Eukaryota; Oomycota; Saprolegniomycetes; Saprolegniales; Verrucalvaceae. The record is from RefSeq and is a predicted model, not a curated record. The coding region runs from base 63 to 1382 and encodes 439 amino acids.